Molecule: messenger RNA, 426 nt
Organism: Aspergillus sclerotioniger CBS 115572
Lineage: Eukaryota; Fungi; Ascomycota; Eurotiomycetes; Eurotiales; Aspergillaceae
Exons: 4
Coding region: 1-426 (141 amino acids)
Source: RefSeq, a predicted model, not a curated record
AUGCAGGUGUUUCUUAAAUUAGACUAUAUUUUAUGGUUUUAUAACAUCCUCGCAGCUGGAUAUCUAGUGAUUUCUGGAACAUUUACCUUCCUCCAAGAGAAAAUAAAAACUUUAGAUAAUGAUGUUAUAAAGGAUAGUAUUAAAGAAUCUAUUAUUAAGGCUAUUAGGAAUCUACUACUUCUUGAAAUAUCCUGUUCUUGUCUUGUACUAGGUGUUACUCUCAUGAUGUGGCUCUCUUGGGAGAGAAGAAAUAAUUAUAUCUGGCUGGGCGGUGAUUGGUUAAUUAUAGCAAUGAUGACUGUGAUUAUAACUAACCUCUUAAUAGUAGUAUCUAUAACUCUGAUCAUCAUUUACAAAUUUAAGUAUGAGAUAGAGAUAAGUAUAAGGUCUUAUAAGAUAUUACCGAAGUUAAGUAAUAGUAUAUAG